Molecule: messenger RNA, 2384 nt
Organism: Sesamum indicum (sesame)
Lineage: Eukaryota; Viridiplantae; Streptophyta; Magnoliopsida; Lamiales; Pedaliaceae
Product: IQ domain-containing protein IQM1
Source: RefSeq, a predicted model, not a curated record
GUAUGUAUGCCUUGGUGUUUGAAAUGCGUUUCAUGGUUUCUUGCCCAAAUAAAAGGUUGCGAGCUUUGAAUUUCACCAAAACUCGUUGGUUUUGAAAGUGGGUAGAAUUGAAAUCUUUGAAUCAAAUUCAAACCCCCCACCUAUUUCUUUUUUCUGCAUUCCCAUUUUCAAGAAAACGUAGAGAACCUUCUCAUCAGUGUCAAAUUUUUGUACGAGAAAAAAGAAUUCAAAUUAGUACCAACUGCAAAGCCCCUUUUACACGUAUUAUCCGUAUUUGAAGGUCUCGUAGACUCUCAUUUUCCAAAAUAUAAUGUCUUGACUUCCAGAAUCUGCAGUUAAAACCCUAUAGGCAUAUAUAUAUAGAGGGGAGGUGGUGUAAUACUUACAAACAGAUAUAGUAAAGAGUGAGUUGCUUUAUAUUUGUUUCUGACAGCAAAAAGACUUGAAAUUGAGCUGAGGUCUUCCAUUUCUGGUGGAGGCCUUAAAAGUUUAUGGGAUUAUCACUAUCGUUGCUCGUUUCAGCUUGGCAAGAAAUUAUAAAACACAGUCUUUACAACUUUGUGGUCAGUGUUGGAUUCAGGGGUGGGAAUCAGGAGAUGAUGACUUUAAGUGCCGACAGCUUUGGCGAUUCAGAAUCUGCAGCUAUGACCAUGAGAAGAGGGUUCAACAAGAUGAGCAGGAAAAAUUCAAUAAAGUUGAGGAAUUGCGAGCCUGUGAAGUUGGUUCUUGAAACCUCGCUUUCGUUCAAGGACUUAGUUCAAAGCAUCAGAAGAUCAGAAUCCGAUGAUGGGAAUGAUGAGGGUCGUAAUAAUAAGUCGGUUUCCGUUGCUUCUCUCCCUGAGCCUGCGAUUAUGUUCUCUCCACGGCCCGUUAGCGAGCUUGAUGCAGCUGCUGUCAAGCUUCAAAAGGUCUACAAAAGCUACCGGACCCGAAGGAACCUUGCAGAUUGUGCCGUUGUUGUAGAGGAGCUAUGGUGGAAGGCCUUGGACUUUGCAGCUCUGAAACGUAGUUCUGUAUCAUUUUUCAAUGUUGAGAAACCAGAAACUGCUGUUUCGCGGUGGGCUAGAGCACGAACCAGGGCAGCCAAGGUCGGAAAGGGAUUGUCGAAGGAUGAAAAGGCUCAAAAAUUGGCUCUACAGCAUUGGCUUGAAGCAAUUGAUCCACGCCAUCGGUAUGGACACAAUUUGCACCUCUAUUAUGAUAUCUGGUUCAAGAGUGAAAGCGCGCAGCCGUUCUUUUACUGGUUGGAUGUGGGAGACGGAAAAGAAGUAAAUCUUGAGAAGUGCCCGAGGAGCCAUUUGCAACGUCAGUGCAUCAAGUAUCUAGGACCAAACGAGAGAGAAUCAUAUGAGGUUGUGGUUGAAAACGGCAAACUUGUGUACAAGCACAGCGGCGUCUUAGUGGAUACGAUCGAGGGCUCAAAGUGGAUAUUUGUUCUUAGUACAACGAGGGCAUUGUACGUAGGACAGAAGAAAAAGGGCUUUUUCCAGCACUCGAGUUUCUUAGCUGGUGGAGCCAUCACAGCUGCUGGAAGAUUGGUUGCUCAUGUUGGGGUUCUUGAGGCAAUUUGGCCAUACAGCGGUCACUAUCUCCCGACAGAAGAAAACUUCAAGGAAUUCAUAAGCUUCCUCGAGGAGCAUCGUGUUGAUCUAGCAAAUGUAAAGAGAUGUGCAACUGAUGACGACCGGCCUCCUCUCAGUAAGGACGCUAAUGAGGAAUCGAUCCCAAGACGUACAUCAGACAACAGUCUGAAUCAACCACAAAGCACAUCCACCAAGGACGACCCAUCAACAGAACAAGAAAUCACGCUGUGUGAUCACAAAGAUAAGCCAGUAUACAACUUGGCCAAGCGUAUGUCCUGCAAAUGGAGCACGGGAGCUGGACCGAGGAUCGGUUGUGUCAGGGAGUACCCGGCAGAACUCCAGUUCCGUGCACUCGAACAAGUUAACCUUUCGCCUCGUCUGGCCAACGCACCUUUUAGCAACUACGGCCCGAUCCCAUCACCACGUCCAAGCCCAAAAGUUCGACUCUCUCCCAGAGUUGCGUACAUGGGGCUGCCUAGUCCAAGAACGCCUAUUCCUGCAGCUAACUAAGCAUUGGUAGGAGGAGGAAGAAUAAACUGCAGGGAUCAUGCUGGAAGUAACCUGUGGGCUGAAGAGCUAACUCAAAUCUUCUUUCAUUGCAUUAAUGUCUGUAAAUGGCUCAUUUGCAUGGCAAAUCUUUUGUUUUUUUCUUUCUUGGAAGUUAGGUUCAUUUUUUAUUUGUUUAUUUUUUGUCUUAACAGAAAUUAAUAUUGCGAAUAUGUUUAUAGAUUUUUGCUUGUAAUCCGGAAAAAAGCAUAUUUAAUUAUUAAUUAUUCACAAAUUAAGACUUGAGUUACGAAA